Molecule: messenger RNA, 2628 nt
Organism: Danaus plexippus (monarch butterfly)
Lineage: Eukaryota; Metazoa; Arthropoda; Insecta; Lepidoptera; Nymphalidae
Gene: Dopr1
Product: dopamine receptor 1
Exons: 7
Coding region: 200-1429 (409 amino acids)
Biological process (GO): adenylate cyclase-activating adrenergic receptor signaling pathway
Cellular component (GO): membrane
Molecular function (GO): G protein-coupled receptor activity
Source: RefSeq, a predicted model, not a curated record
UUAACUUAUAACCAGCAUUAAUAAUUAAAUCGUAGAUAUCAGUUUCGUAAAAAUUUUAAUAAAAUAAUUAUAAUAUUGUUUCAGACAUGUGACCGCAAAAUGGGGCACCAUAUUGCUUGGUUGAGAAAUCAAAUGCAGAGUUUCCUGUGGAAAAUUGAUACAAAAAUCUGAGCACAGCAUGGUGAGGGACUAGUUUAAAAUGGAUCUCAAUUUCGUUUCGCCUACGUAUGCGGCGCUGGAUUUUAAUGAAACCACAGUGGAAUAUGAAGACGCCGAGGACCCGGAUGCGGUCACUUUGCUAUCUAUAUUACUUGUCGGCAUAUUCCUUUCACUACUGAUAUUCGUUAGUGCAGCCGGCAACAUCUUAGUCUGUAUAGCGAUAUAUACAGACAGGGGGCUAAGAAGAAUUGGAAACCUGUUCCUAGCAUCGCUGGCAAUUGCUGAUAUGUUGGUCGCCGCGGCUGUUAUGACUUUCGCUGGAGUCAAUGAUUUACUAGGAUAUUGGGUGUUCGGUGAACAGUUCUGCGACACAUGGGUCGCUUGUGACGUCAUGUGUUCUACGGCCUCCAUAUUAAACCUCUGCGCUAUAUCCCUCGACCGAUAUAUACAUAUUAAGGAUCCACUCAGAUAUGGUCGCUGGGUUACAAGAAAAGUGGCGAUAGUAACGAUAGCUUUGAUCUGGUUACUGGCUGUGUUAGUCAGUUUCCUACCAAUAUCGUUGGGUUUACAUCGCCCGCCGACUGAGACGACUGCUCCUACCGACCAUCCAUCACACCCGACCUGCGCUCUGGUGCUAACACCUACUUACGCCGUGGUUUCAAGUUGUAUAUCGUUUAUACUACCAUGCAUUGUUAUGAUUAGUAUUUACUGCAGAUUAUACUGCUACGCCCAGAAGCACGUCAAAUCUAUCCGAGCUGUUACAAGGACGGUACAGUUGCCGGAUAAUCGGACGAAAUCUGUCCGUACGCGCGUUCACACACAUGUCCACUCGUCACCCUACCACGUUUCGGACCACAAGGCUGCUAUCACCGUUGGCAUUAUUAUGGGAGUGUUCCUGCUCUGUUGGGUGCCAUUCUUUUGCGUCAAUAUCGUCGCUGCAUUCUGCAAAACCUGUAUACCAGAUCUUGCGUUCAAAAUCCUCACAUGGCUCGGCUAUUCGAAUUCCGCCUUCAACCCAAUCAUUUACUCCAUAUUCAACACAGAAUUCCGGGAGGCGUUCAAAAAAAUUCUCACGUCCAAAUAUCCGCCUUGCUGCGGUUACCAAACGGUAAGAGCUCACACACCGACUAGGAAUGACAAUUUCGUUACGGAUUAUGGUACGAAAACUUUGGUUGUACGGAGGAGUGGUUCACUUGGGCUAUCAGGUGUCGAUCCAACCCCAAGAUCCUCGGCUGAAUCAGUGAAACCCUUAAGGGACUACCACAUUUGACAUGAAGGUGGGAGUAGCAACAACGGGCUACUCGAUAAAAGUGAUGUCGUGUAAAGACUGCUUUAUAAUUUUAGUUCUCUUAGUUGCGUACACAUAUCAGCUAGCUAAUACAUAAAUGUUAGUGCUUUUGGUAGAUAUUGUUAAAAAUAUAUGCAAUAUUAGAACUACAUAGUAAAAAACUUAACGCUAAUUAUUAUUUUCCAGUAAUGCGAUCAUACUAUUACGUUAAGUUGUUCGCUAAAUACAUUUAUUGUUCUAUUUUUGUCAAAAAUUUAAUAUUCCUGUGAUACUUUAAAUAAAUGAAAGUUUUAUAAUGCUAUGUAUAUUGUAUAUAAUUUAUAAUAGAGCUUAAUUUAUACUCAUUUUCUUUCCUACUGAAGAUAUCAGUAUUACAAAUAUAUUAUUAGUAAGUAUUUAUAAACAUAUUCUCUUAAGUAGCAGAUUUAAAUUAAAUAUAAAUUAUUAUUGUGUAUUCCUUAUAGCGAUUAGAGAAAAUAUUUUCGGUAAAGCAAUAAUAUAUAAGGUAUUUGACAUUUUGAAAAUCUACGAGUAUACAUAGUACUUUCGAACUCUAUUACUAUUCCCAAUAAGUUUCGAUUCACGUAAUUUUCCGUUACAUUCUUGAUAUAAUUUAAAAUUUACAUUUUAUAUUUAGUUUUUAUAAAUUAUAUAAUUGUCUGGUAAAAUAUUUUUUUAGAGUCUAAUGUUUGCUUUAUCUCCUGAAUAAACAUACUCCAACAGUUUUCCAAUAAUGAAAAAGGAGUGUAUAAAUAAAAAACAUAUUAAUGAAUAUCUCCCGUGGAAUUCAUUUCACCCUUUAAUCUUAUUAGUUUAGAUGAGGGAUCACCUGCCAACUUUCCGCUAAUUAAAUAAGGUAUCCCUAUUCAAGUUACGAUAGGGUUUAUAGAUUUAAUAAAAUAGUCUUUAUUUUUUUUUCGUGUAAUAUCUAAUAAACUUAUCGAAUAAAUUAAUUAAAGAAAAUCCAGAAUGGUAUUUCAUUAAGAUUGUAAUAAUGGAUACGUUUUUUACGUCAACUCUACGCAACAGGUUAUCAAAGGAAAUAGAAGUGGUUCUUUCCUUUAAAAAUAGUAUAUUUUUUUAAUUAUAUAAAUAUCUUAUUAUAAAAUGUCAUUGCUUUAACCUUGGAAUUUAAUUGGAAGUCCAAAAUUUCCUUAUGUUUCGGAUAUUACCAAAAAAAG